GGUGAAUCCAAAUUUCUUGCCUAGCAAAUUCCUUUCCCCCCAUUUUCGGCAGCAUCACGAAAAAAAGAAGCCCAACGGUAAGUUAAGGCAUCACAACAACCAGCCGCCAAAAUGGGUGCCCUCAAAUACGUCGAGGAGCUUCAGAAAAAGAAGCAGUCGGAUAUCUUGCGCUUCCUGCUGCGCGUCCGCUGCUGGGAAUACCGCCAGCUUAACGUCAUCCACCGCGCCUCGCGCCCCUCGCGCCCCGACAAGGCCCGCCGCCUCGGAUACAAGGCCAAGCAGGGCUAUGUCAUCUACCGCGUGCGCGUCCGUCGUGGUGGCCGCAAGCGACCUGUUCCCAAGGGCGCCACCUAUGGCAAGCCCACCAACCAGGGUGUGAACCAGCUCAAGUACCAGCGUUCGCUCAAGUCCACCGCCGAGGAGCGUGUCGGCCGCCGCUGCGCCAACCUGCGCGUUCUCAACUCCUACUGGAUCAACCAGGACUCCACCUACAAGUACUACGAGGUCAUCCUCGUUGACCCCCAGCACAAGGCGAUCCGCCGCGACCCCCGCAUCAGCUGGAUCGUCAACCCGGUGCACAAGCACCGCGAGUCCCGCGGCCUCACCGCCACCGGCAAGAAGUCGCGCGGCCUCAACAAGGGUCACCGCUACAACAAGACCACGGCCGGCCGCAGGAAGACGUGGAAGAGGCACAACACCCUGUCCCUGUGGCGCUACCGCUAAGCGUCUCGCUCGCUCGCCGUCUAUGCUCCACGAAAGUGGACAUGGCGGCAGCGGCGGCGGCGAAGACGAUUGGCUAUGGCAGCAGGGGGAGACCGGGACCUCUGGGAUGGUUGCGUUAUUACCUCGAUUCGUACUUUGGUUUGGGGGGAAAAGCCUGGGCUUGUUAUCGGCGCAGGUCAUUCGGCCUUGGUCUCGUUGUAUGGGGCGUGCAUAUCGGCUCAUGGGAACUCUCUUGAUUUUGGGCGAAGGGACAUGAAAACUUCAAAUGAUAGCAAAAUGAACAAGGCAGGCGUUCUCCUGGUGGAGAUCCCUUUUGACGCGAUACCUUUUGACAUAGUGGCUAGACUCUGAUACGGCAGUAUCCGCGG
This is a messenger RNA of Gaeumannomyces tritici R3-111a-1, 1091 nucleotides long. Its product is annotated as 60S ribosomal protein L15. Gene Ontology annotation, molecular function: structural constituent of ribosome; RNA binding. The record is from RefSeq and is a predicted model, not a curated record. Gene Ontology annotation, biological process: cytoplasmic translation. The transcript has 4 exons. NCBI's taxonomy places the organism in Eukaryota, Fungi, Ascomycota, Sordariomycetes, Magnaporthales, Magnaporthaceae. Gene Ontology annotation, cellular component: ribosome; cytosolic large ribosomal subunit. Bases 112 to 723 code for a protein of 203 amino acids.